AUGGCCAAGGAAAGCUGGUUGGCACAGGCCACUGGCGCUGGUAGUUUCUGCAGCGGCUGCGGUACAGCUGAGCUGUCGCGGGCAGUGCUUCAGCAUGUGGUAAACCAGACAGGUCACGUGACAAUGGAUAUUCCGACUUUGUUCAUGUGGGACUUGGAUCACAGAUGCCAAACAUUGCUGCAAGAGUCUGCGCUCUGGGUAAGGGAUGUGACUGGACACGAUCCUGCAGAUACUUGCCUGUUUGGCGACAUGAUGCAGAUCUUUGAGAAUAGGCAGUUGCUGGUCAAUGGAGGUGAUUUCUCCAAGAAAUUGGGGACAGUGCGUGAAUUGGGUUUGCAGGGAUCUUCCUGCGCGCCUUGCCUGAUGCACAACACACACUGCUGUAUCAGGAAGCCUGCGCAAUUCUGCAUCAGCGGGCUGCCGUGCCCCGACUUCUCCACUGCCGGCAAGCGUUUGAAACGUGAAGGGCCUACCAAUGUUGUGUAUUUGGCACACGGUCACUACCACAAAGUGAACCGUACGCCCCUUUUGCUCAUUGAGUGUACGAAGGAUUUAGAUCUUGGCAUGGUCGAAGACUGCCAUGUGGACUAUGAUUUCUACCAGCUUUUCUCAGAACCGUCCGAUUUCGGAUUUGGUGGCACGGCCCGGUACAGGACGUGGCUGAUGGGGGCUCAGCGUGAGUCAACCUCGUGGCAGAGCGACCCGUUUGAUGUAUACAAUGACAUCGUCGCCCGCUUCAGAGACUCUGACAUUUCAACGCAGGUCAACCACUAUUUAGUGGCCAGUGACACCGAGAUCAAAAUGGAAGCGGCACAGCUGGCACUGGAUCGUGGCCUGGACUCAUUCAAGCCUGGUGAAACACCGUUGGAAUAUUUAUUGAACACCAGGGAGCGAGUGACAUUGGACAGCCUCAACCAGAAAUACUUGGUGCGAUAUGGCGCUGACCCAUCAUUACAGGAGAAUCUCGUCUAUUUUUUAGGCGACUCCGCUGACUACCAGUCCUGGUCGGCAGUGUCAGGGAAGAUACCUACGUUUAGGCUCAAUUCGAGGACGGGAAAAUAUUGGCUUCCGGCCAGAGGCCGGUGGCUAACGGCCAAGGAAAGGCUCACGGCCUUAGGCUUCCCCACGACAAGCGAAGUGGCAGCUUCAAUGCAAGUGCCCCCAAUUGGAGCAGUCGAUGUGCAGCGAGCAAGUGACAUCUGUGGCAACAGCAUGCAUUUUCAGACCUGCGGGAUCAUGCAGUUGCUGACUUUGGCGUGCUUCGGACCAUCCUAG
Molecule: messenger RNA, 1275 nt
Organism: Durusdinium trenchii
Lineage: Eukaryota; Dinophyceae; Suessiales; Symbiodiniaceae
Source: the annotation of a GenBank genome assembly